Messenger RNA from Wyeomyia smithii (pitcher-plant mosquito), 1930 nucleotides. RefSeq names its product helicostatins. The coding region runs from base 473 to 1039 and encodes 188 amino acids. NCBI's taxonomy places the organism in Eukaryota, Metazoa, Arthropoda, Insecta, Diptera, Culicidae. Gene Ontology annotation, molecular function: neuropeptide hormone activity. The transcript is spliced from 3 exons. The record is from RefSeq and is a predicted model, not a curated record.
CGAUACGGAUCGACCGUAAAUGCUGUUGAACCACCGGCAGUGAAGCAGGCACCAGAUUAUCGCCACAGAUCAGACAGAACGAGAGUGAAGACAGGACUCGAGCAAGAUUAGCUUUGCCUCAGCAGGACAAAUAGGAUACAGUAGUGGAGUGUUGGAUGUACAAUCGGUGGUGCUUAACAGUCAAGUGAGUGCCCCCCAAUUGGUCAAGCGGUUAGGUUAACAUGGAUAAUGUACAGUGCAAGUGCAAACAGAAAAGUCGUUUGGAUAAAAUCAUAAAAAUUGAAAUUGAAAUACAGUAAAGCACGGCAGUAACAGUAGAAAAAAAAAAAGCGGAAAUUAAAACAAUUAGUGGUGCCACGGGCGUGCAAAGUCUUGCUUCAGUGAAUCCUAUCCAGAGUCGAGCGAUAGCCGCGUCGAAAAGUCAUUUGCAUCUCAUCUAUCGAAAAAGAGAAACAAACUGUAUUCGGUAAAUAUGCGCCCGAGAAGCACAACAUCACUGACGCUGCUAGGCUCCAUUACCGUCAUUGUCUGUCUGGCAUGUGCAGUGGAUAGUUCCGCUGCCUCGGAUCAGCCGCUGUUCAGUAGCGAUGGUCAGAAUGCAGCCUCGGCGGAUUCUGAUGACCGAGGCCAGCGUGAGCUUUCGUCAGCAUCCUUUCAACAUUUGCUAGCGGUGCGGUCACCCAAAUACAACUUUGGGCUCGGAAAACGAAGAUACGUCGACAAUACUCCCGGUGCCAAGCGGCUUUCACACUACAAUUUUGGCCUGGGGAAACGCGGACGAUCGGAUUUAUUCGAGUACGAAGAGGACAGCCUACCAAGCUGGAACGAUGAAUAUCCGGGUUUAAUGUCGAAAGACAUCACUGACUACGAAACAGACCAGGACAAAGAGGCAGAGAAGCGGUCGGCAGGUGGUUAUCGGUAUCAUUUUGGAUUGGGUAAAAGACGAACCUACGAUUUUGGACUUGGCAAACGCGCGUACCAGGGCGGUGAAGAGAAGCGGCUGCCAAAUCGAUACAAUUUCGGACUCGGACGUCGUUAAUCGCAACCCGAUCAGACAGCAUCUCAAGUCGCCUAUCGAAAAUCCACUAGACCUGAAACUGGACCUCUACUGCGCCCAACAAUGAAGCGAAUGACUGCAGAAUACAUUACUACUACCACACCAGUGACAGACCAAAGCCAAGAACCAUGCGAGAUUAUGUCCCCCUCCCCCAAAACAAGAAAGAGGAUCACAUUUGCAAACCCUUUUGUAUCGAUCUAUUUCAAUGACUUCUUCGAAACGUACUUUACAGUGUAACUUAAAGCCAUACUGCUAUCCAUUAUCCUAAACUAUCACUAACCAAGAGCAAAUUGUAAUUCGGAGACGUGUGCUAAUGUGCCAUAUAUAACAAUAUACAAAUUAUUAUUAAGAUGUAAGAGUCAAAACCUGAAAUCAAAUCCCAACUUUCUGAAAUUUCUCUCGACCUUUUACUUUCUUCAGUGGAAAAUUUACACUCAAUUACAGCCAAGAAAUGAUUGGAUUUGGAUUGGUAGGAGAGCCCAGCUGUAAAUACAUACAGGAGACCAGCAACUUAAUGUAUAACUGGUCGUGAAUGAAUUGUUCUGAGAGAAUCGCUUAAGACCCCUGUCAAAUUGUUGGCCUGUUUUAAGUGACAUGGUGCCGGUUGGAGAUUAAGAUUCCUCUGAUUGCUACUUAACAAAAUUAUAUGCGCGAAAAAUAAACUUAAACAAAUAUUUCGCUUGUUAUUCAUUAUGUAAAUUGUUUCACGAAAAUAUUUUAAAGCAGUUGUUACCCGAUAUAACAUCAAGGCAUAAACACAAUUUCAAAUAGAUGUAUACACACACCACUACGCAGCAUUUGUGAAUAAUAUAUGAGCUGUAUAAAAAAAUGGAAAAUGAAAAGAAAUGAAAUAAAUUUGAGCUAAAACCAAAA